This is a messenger RNA of Eurypyga helias (sunbittern), 1243 nucleotides long. RefSeq names its product protein yippee-like 2. NCBI's taxonomy places the organism in Eukaryota, Metazoa, Chordata, Aves, Eurypygiformes, Eurypygidae. Bases 197 to 556 code for a protein of 119 amino acids. The transcript is spliced from 4 exons. The record is from RefSeq and is a predicted model, not a curated record.
GUUUGUGUGAAGUCUCCCAUUCCUUCUGCUGGAAUCUCUUCCUCUGAAGCGGUCACCAGCGUGUGGAGCCUGCCCCACACCCAUCACCUGCCAAACCACGGCCUUUACCUGUGUCUUCCGGUGUUUCCCGUGCGACCCGUCCUGCGGGAGUGCCUCCUGGGCCACCCCAGAGUUCACGCAGCGCUCAGUGGCUCCAAUGGUGAAGAUGACAAGGUCCAAGACUUUCCAGGCGUAUCUGCCUUCGUGCCACAGGACCUACAGCUGCAUUCACUGCAGAGCUCAUCUUGCCAACCACGAUGAGCUCAUUUCCAAGUCCUUCCAAGGAAGCCAAGGACGAGCGUACCUCUUCAAUUCAGUAGUUAAUGUGGGUUGUGGCCCUGCCGAGGAGCGGGUGUUAUUAACAGGCUUACAUGCGGUUGCAGAUAUUUACUGUGAAAACUGCAAAACCACACUGGGUUGGAAAUAUGAACACGCUUUUGAAAGCAGCCAGAAGUAUAAAGAAGGCAAAUACAUCAUUGAACUAGCUCACAUGAUCAAGGAUAAUGGCUGGGAUUGAAUGGAAAGAGCCCAGUCCUACCAGCGUGUAAGAGAAUGCCAUCCAACCGAACAUUAUAUCCAAGAGUGAGAGAGUGACUGAACGCUUGGUUCCAUGCAUUUAGAGGCUCUGCAACUUGGGAGCAUCUUCACACCCUUCUCCAUCUUUAUUGGUGACUGGCCUCUAAAUUUCUGUCUCUCUGUCUCUUUGCUUUGUAUCUGUUUGUGAGUUGACCCUGGCUGCUUCUCUCUCUGUUCUGGCGUUGGCUAAGAGAAUGCACCGAAUGCCCAACAGCCAUUCCGUGUUGACGAAUGUUUAAUUACAAACUGAAGUUGGCUCUGUGGUGUCAUUUCAUCAGAAGGUCUCGGUGCGGGAGGAAGACCCGAGUUUUGGGCAGGCGAAGGUGAUAUAGGGGGUGGGGAGUGGGCCCGAAGGGAAGUCAUCAGAAGUUGAAACUGUACUUCUCCUUUCAGUCCUGGUUAACCAAGGCUUGAAACUAUCUACUUGUCUAAAUGGACAGAAAAAUACCUCACGGCUGCGUUCCCUCUGAAUCAUAAAACUGCUGCUCCAUCGGUGGAGCUUCAGUCUAAGCCGGCUGAGCAAAAGUCACAACCCCGCCAGCUAAUCGCAAAUCUGUGUUUCGUUUGCCGCUGACAGAGUUGUUGCUUGGAGGACCUGAAGGCUGGAGAGAUUCCCUGCCUCUCCUUU